This is a messenger RNA of Tachysurus vachellii, 3177 nucleotides long. It is a transcript of the gene dipk2aa, whose product is annotated as divergent protein kinase domain 2Aa. The coding region runs from base 542 to 1840 and encodes 432 amino acids. The record is from RefSeq and is a predicted model, not a curated record. The transcript is spliced from 4 exons. NCBI's taxonomy places the organism in Eukaryota, Metazoa, Chordata, Actinopteri, Siluriformes, Bagridae.
UCGUAAACGCGUGAGAGGUGUCGUGACUCGUAAGCGCGAAGCCGGAGCGGACAGAGUCGGAGCUUUUUUUUCUCUUCCGUGGAGAUCUAGAGUGGAAAAAAAAAAGAUAACAAAAGAAAAGAAAUCGCAGUCGGGGUUUAAAUUCAGGAGAUAGAAAUGCUUUUUACUCGGUCAGAGGAAUAAAACAGGAUUCCCGCCGUGAGGGUGACGGUUAAAGCACAGUGAAGGACUGAGGAGAUGAGAGACGGAGCGGAGUUGAGGAAUCGGUUGCAGAGUUGAUGAAUCGGUUACGGAGUCGUUUGGUGCGUAGGUGACUCCUGAGAAGGAUGUCCGAUGCUAGAGAGUGAAUUUAGUCUUGAGCGCCAGACAUGGGGUCAGAAAAUCUUGAGGCCAGCGGCAUGAGUCAAAGGCCUCACUGCCAACAUGGAUCAUUAUAGGUGACAAAUACUGAUGAUGAAGCAUGUAACACCAGGAUGUUUGGGACCGUGGCAUUAAGGAAGACUAUACUGUACCGACCCUCCUCGUGCCACUGCUGUUCAGCAUGAUGCGCCUGCUUUCGCUGAAGCUUGCCCGCGUUUACCGGUGCAGCAAGUUCCUUUUAAUCGCAGCUCUGUUUGUCGUCUUGCUCAUGAACACCCACAACUUGCUGGCCUCUUUCCAGAGGAACGAGCUUACCGACCGCCGCUUCAUCGGCCUCAACAAGUGUCCGGCCUGCUUCGGGACCAGUUGGUGUCGCAAGUUCACAAAUGGCCAGGUGACCUUCGAGACAUGGGGAAGACUUCGUUUUCUGGACUUCUUUAAUGUGAAAAACGUUUACUUUGCACAGUAUGGUGAACCCCGGGAAGGCACACGGCGGGUGGUGCUCAAACGCCUGGGCUCCAACGCAGAACUUGCAGAGAUCGAUCAGAAGAUUUGCAAGAGGGCCACGGGAAGACCUCGCUGCGACCUUGUCCAAGCCAUGUACAAAACGGAGUUUUCCCGACUUAACGGGGAUGUGAGGUUGCUGACUCCGGAGGUGGUGGAAGGCUGGUCAGACAUGGUGCACUGCCCCUCCCAGAGACUCCUAGAUCGGGUUGUGAGGAGGUACGCCGAGACCAAAGACUCUGGAAGCUUCCUCUUGAAGAAUCUAAAGGACACCGAGAGGAUGCAGCUACUGAUGACACUGGCGUUUAAUCCGGAGCCUUUGGUGCUACAGAGCUUCCCCUCAGACGAGGGCUGGCCUUUCGCCAAGUACCUGGGUGCGUGCGGGCGCAUGGUGGCCGUAAACUACGUGGGCGAGGAGCUGUGGAGCUUCUACAAUGCCCCCUGGGAGAAGCGCGUGGAUUUGGCCAAGCAGCUGAUGGACAUCGCCGAGCAGCUCACCAACAACGACUUCGACUUCGCUCUUUACCUGCUCGACGUCAGCUUCGACAACUUCGCCGUCGGCCCACGUGACGGAAAAGUCAUCGUGGUGGACGCGGAGAACGUCAUCGUGGCCGACAAGAGGCUGAUCAGGCAGAACAAGCCGGAGAACUACGACAUAUGGUACGAGAGCCGCUACGAAGAAUGCGAUAAAGAAGCCUGUCUUUCGUUUUCCAAGGACAUCCUGUGCUCGCGGGUCACCGUCGACCACAAUUACUACGCAGUUUGCCAGAAUCUGCUGUCUCGCUUCGCCACGUGGCGCGGCUCCACCGGCGGCCUCCUCCACGACCCGCCCCCUGACAUCACCCAAGACGGCCAUCUUGCAGCGCUGCUGGACGAAUGCGCCCGGCCUCGGAAGCACUAUGGACGUUUCCAGGCAGCCAAGGAACUGCGCGAGUACCUGACACAACUGACAGAACAAGCUAGCGCUAAGAGGUAGUACACGGAGAGAGGCGGACUUCCUCCGCCCCGGGACACAGCGGAUAUAAAAUCAGUCUCGUUAAAGUGAAGCGGCCGUGCUCUGAGACACUUUUAUUUUUAUUUUAUUUUUUUUUUUUUUGGAACUGCUGCCUGCUGAAAGUUGUAGCAUUGAUAGAUGCUAAUUAAAGGAGUUUUGCACAUGGGCCUGGCUGUGAGCACUGAGUGAAGAGCUGCAGUGGUGUGUGUGUGUGUGAUGUUGCGUCGAUUCUAAUACAGGAGCCUUGUUAUCGGUAAUAGGGGGGUGUAAUACACACUUGCUCCGUCUGGCCUCUGAUCACGAUCCUCUAACGACGUUUAUGUUUAAUUUAUCGAGGCUCAUGUAGAGGAAUGACCCCAAAGCAGAGUCCCAGGUUCACAGAAAAAAAGCCUUGUUUUGUUUUUAGUGUUUAUCAAGAGAGGUCUUUUUUUUUUUUUUUUUCCAUGUCGGGGGAAAAUGUUGCAGGUUUUUUUUUGUUUGUUUGUUUUUUGAAAAUGUUGAAUUUUUACCCAUCCUCAUUAGGACACAUUAUCAGGGCCCUAUGAGUUCUGCGGGACGACAAAACCGAGGCACUGAUUGCAGACAUGCAGUAAAUGCAUCCCAUAAUUCCCUGUAUGUGAAAAAUUCAAACGAGUACAAUAUUUCAGCCAUUCGAAUAUUUUGUCCGUAUCGCUAAUCGAACUGAAAUGUACAGGAAAUCACAUAAAAUGAGGUAGCUAACGACGUUGGGAAUAACGAUUAGCACCAUGGAAUAACGAUCAGCACGUAAUAAGUUACACUAGAUGUAACCUACGCUAGCUAAAAACAAACCAAUCUGAAACGUUUUACGUUACGAAGCUAAGCGGAUCUCAUAGGACCCUAUGUUAGCAAAACCCUUGUGAUGUAUGCAAAAGAAGAUACCAAAGAAAUUUAUUUUUCAUUUUAAUAAUUACUUUUAUGGCUCAAGAAGAUAAGUACAGUUUUCUUUUCCAAGCUGUAACCGUGUACCGACGCCGGCCCAUACUUUUGUUCUAACAUCAAGUAACCCUUGCACUACAAAAUGAGCAGCGAGUUUACAGAGGUGACUCGCACUACAUGUCCGGUCGUCGAAUUCAGAGCCUUUUCAACGUGGUGUCAUUUUUGUUGUUUUGAUUAUUUUGCUCCAUAGAUUCAUAUGUUACUGGUGUGUGAUUUUUCUUUCUUUUCUUUUCUUUUUAUGUUCCUUGCAUUGUUUUCAGUCAUAUCCUCUGUGCCCUUCAAGGCUACUCAGUAAAUGUGGUCUUACUGUGCCUUCAGUCUUUACAACUCGAUUAAAAAACAUUAAAGUUUGUUCUAAAUCA